This is a messenger RNA of Paramecium sonneborni, 859 nucleotides long. NCBI's taxonomy places the organism in Eukaryota, Ciliophora, Oligohymenophorea, Peniculida, Parameciidae. The record is from the annotation of a GenBank genome assembly.
AAUGUUCAAUUAUAUGGCAAUGAAUGAAUAAUAAGUACGUGAAGGCGUACAAAAAUAUGGACCAGCUGUUGGUGCUAGAAAAAUAAUAGAUUAAGAAUAUCAACAUGCUUUAGAAUCAUUGAAUACUGGAAUUUAUGUAUUAAAUUAUAGAAUAAAUAAGAUUACUUAUUAUUGUGCAGAAUAAAAAUCUGAAUGUGCAAGAAUAGGUUCUACAAGUAAAUGUUUUUGUGGUCAUCUCUUUAGUUAACAUAAAUAAUAACUUGGUAAAAAAUUUAAUACUGGAUGUGAAAAUUGUGAAUGUAAAAGAUUUAAGUUUGUACCUUCAAGACCAGAAGAAUGUGGAAUGUAUUGGUUACCUCGUAGAAAAGAUUUUAAUAUUUUAACAUGGAGACCUCCUUGUAAAUGUAAUCAUGGAUGUGAAGAUCAUCUUCCUAAUUAUCCAUUAAGAUGUAAGAAAUGUUAAUGUUCUGAUUUUGAUUCUUACUUUGCAUGCAUUGCUUGUGAUAGAAGAUGGGAAUUACAUGAAACCCUUUUUGAAGAUGAGUCAGAAAGAAAAGCUUUAGGCAAAAAGAUUUCUCAAGAUUAUCUUCCACUCUCUACUACUCCAGAUAUUCAAUAGCAUGUCUUUCAAGAUUAAAAAUACUAAUAAAUGCCUUAAAAAUUAUAAUAAGGAUUAGUUGGAAAUGAUAAACCAUUCCCAAAAUAAAAAGUUUAAACUAAUAAACAACAAUAAUAUACUACACCUUAUACUAGACCUAAUCAAUAAUAACCAAAGGCUAUUUAAUAAUAAUAAUAACAAAAGGCUAUUUAAUAACAAUAAUAACCUAAUCAAACCCUUUAAAAGAAAAAGUGAUUAAAU